CACUCCAACAAGUACCUCCUAUGUAUCUUUGCCAUCGUCUUGAAAUCAUUUAUCCACAUGCCCUUGACGAAAGAUCGUCCCUUCUACAACCUACCGGAAUCCCAUGAACGUACAAUAACCCGAAAAUGGAAGAAAGUUGCUGUACAUGCGCAAAACUCCUUAAAGACGUGUUGCCUCAAUACGAUUCAGAGAGUGAGAAGCCUAAAGCCCUCGAUCGACGGUUAGAUUGUUGCGGAAGAGUUGUAUGCGGGAACUGUAUAGCAGACAAUUCCCGGUUUGCUACGUACUGUCCAUUUUGUCAAGUUUCUACAACACCUUCUCCUCUGCCACAAGGCCUUCGAGAUCCGCCUUCUUAUACUCCUCCAUCAUCGUCUUCGAAACCCUUCCCUUUAUCCCAAGCUCCACCUGGGUAUUCGGACGAGCUUCCAAGCUAUUCCUCACUCACAAAUCCACAAACGCCACCAGCAGAGAAGUCUUCCGGUUCGCAAGCGGCUGAAGAUGUUCUCCAUUUCCUAGAUCACAAGCAUGACUCUAUGACCUCUCUGUCCUUCCGCUACGGCGUUCCAAUAGCAGCGCUGAGAAGAGCGAACAAUAUCACAUCCGACCAUUUACUGCUGGCCAGACGAACGGUCAUAAUUCCUGGAGAAUAUUAUAAAGGAGGAGUGAGUUUAAGUCCACGGCCAGUGGAAGGCGAGGAAGAGGAGAGGCGAAAAGGAAUCGUGAGAAGGUGGAUGGUUGCUUGUAAAGUAUCCGACCUUGCUCCGAAAUAUAGAUAUGAUGUGGCACUGAUUUAUCUGCAAGAAGUCGAUUAUGACAUUGAUGCUGCUAUAGAAGCAUAUAGAGACGACGAAAGAUGGGAAAAGGAACACCCUAUAGAAGCAACUAAGAAUGGAAAGGGGAGGAUGAGACAUGACGUUGGAAAGAGAAGGUUCACCGGUCAGAGAUCAUGA
Mollisia scopiformis is the source of this 950-nucleotide messenger RNA. RefSeq lists its product as uncharacterized. Bases 126 to 950 code for a protein of 274 amino acids. The record is from RefSeq and is a predicted model, not a curated record. The transcript is spliced from 4 exons. Lineage: Eukaryota; Fungi; Ascomycota; Leotiomycetes; Helotiales; Mollisiaceae.